AUGACAAUCGACGCCGAGCUCAAGGCCAAGCUGGGCAGGUGGUCAACCAGACUGGGCACCUUGCCUAGCCUGGCCCUGCCCACAGACUACCCACGACCGACCCCAGCUCGCAUGAUCGAGUCCACCCAGACGCUCCCAAUCCCAGCCUCGCUCAUCCCUCCCCUCAUGCACUUGACUUACGAGUUCAGCGAGUUGUAUCCUUCGUCGACCCUCCCGACGCCGUACCACCUUCUCCUUACGUCCUUUGUCAUCCUCCUCUUCCGGUACACGCCCGAUCCAUCCCUCGUUGUUUGCACCUCAGCCCCCGGAACCACCACCCCUCUGCUCCUCAAGUUGGAUAUCACCGCGGAAAUGACGUUCUUUGACGUCCUGCGUCAAGUCAUGGAGCGCGAGACCGAAGCCGCUGCCGACGUUCUUCCCUUGUCCAACCUUGUCGAUCAUCUCAAGCCUGAGGGCCCUCUCUACCGGGUGCGGUUCUUUGACUCGACCCAUGUCGAGUCCGACCCCCACUCCUCGCUUUCGACCGACUUCACUCUCUUCCUCCUCGCCGAGCCAAGCGACAAGCCCGCAACACGUAUGGCCAUCCCCCCUCUCUACCUUCGCCUCACCUACAACUCCCUCCUCUUCACCCAGUCGCGCGUCCAGGCUACCCUCGAGUCCCUGCUUCAGCUUAUUCGCUCGGCAUCAAGCAAUGAUCCCACCCACCCCCUAGGAUCAUUGCCAAUCCGUACCGACUCCCAACUUAGUGUCCUUCCCGACCCAAGCGCGGACCUCGACUGGUGUGGCUUCGUGGGUGCCAUUCCGGACAUCUUCUCGGCCAACGCCAAGGCCCACCCCGACCGUACCUGCGUUGUGCAGUGCGAGCUGGCGCCUGGCCAGGGAAUCAUGGACGGCCCCAGCAAGGGUAGAAGGACGUUCACGUACCGCCAGGUUGAUGAGGCGUCCAAUGUGCUUGCCCACGCCCUCAUCAAAAGCGGCCUCAAGCAGGGCGAGGUAGUCAUGGUCUACGCCGCCCGUUCCGCUGAGAUGGUUGUCUGCGUUAUGGGUAUCCUCAAGGCCGGUGGUAUCUUCUCCGUUGUCGACCCCGCAUACCCCCCUAACCGCCAGAUCGUCUAUCUGUCGGUUUCCACUCCCCGCUCGCUCUUGGUGAUCAAGUCAGCUGGCGUUCUCUCGCCCACGGUCUCGGACUACAUCAAGGACAAGCUUGACCUCCACGUCCACAUCCCCGCUAUUGAGCUCACCGAAAACGGUAUCACCGGUUCUCCUAGCGGCUCUGCGGAGGACAUUCUCGCUCCCUACCAGCAGCUUGCCCAGACCCCCGCUGGUGUCGUUCUUGGACCCGACUCUCCCGCCACUUUGUCCUUCACCUCCGGCUCGACUGGCAUCCCCAAGGGCGUCAAGGGUCGUCACUACUCCCUCACUCACUUCUUCCCUUGGAUGGCUCAGCGCUUCGGCCUCAGCCACGAGUCGCGCUACACCAUGCUCAGCGGCAUCGCGCACGAUCCCAUCCAGCGCGACAUGUUCACGCCGUUGUUCCUCGGAGCGUCCCUCUACGUCCCAACCGCCGAUGACAUCGGCACUCCCGGUCGCCUCGCCGAGUGGAUGGACGACAACAAGGUCACCGUCACGCACCUGACUCCUGCCAUGGGUCAGCUCUUGUCCGCGCAGGCCACACGCCAGAUCCCAUCUCUUCUCAACGCCUUCUUCGUCGGCGAUGUUCUCACGAAGCGCGACUGCCACCGCCUGCAAUCGCUUGCCAAGAACGUUUGCAUCAUCAACAUGUACGGGACGACCGAGACUCAACGUGCUGUCUCUUACUUUGCUAUCCCUUCCGUCAACGAGGACCAGACUUUCCUGUCGACUCAGAAGGAUCUUAUCCCGGCCGGCCAGGGUAUGAUUGAUGUCCAGCUCCUUGUCGUCAACCGCACCGACCGCAACGUCCCUUGUGCGGUUGGAGAGAUGGGCGAGAUCUACGUUCGUUCUGGUGGACUUGCUGAAGGCUACCUUGACCCUGCGGCUACUACCGAGAAGUUUGUCACCAACUGGUUCACCGAGGGCGUUGAGCGUGAGGACACCCUCGUCACGACCAACCCUGCAGCUGCUCAGCACUGGUUUGGCAUUCGUGACAGGAUGUACCGUUCUGGUGACCUCGGCCGCUACCUCCCUGAUGGACGCGUCGAGUGUACUGGUCGUGCCGACGACCAGAUCAAGAUUCGUGGAUUCCGCAUCGAGCUCGGUGAGAUCGACACCCACCUCUCGCGCCACCCUCUUGUCCGUGAGAACGUCACCCUUGUCCGUCGUGACAAGGACGAGGAGAAGGUCCUCGUGUCUUACUUCGUCCCCAACGACGGUCCCGAACUCGACGGCAUGGCCUCUGCCAGCGAAGGUCUUGGAGCCGACGAGGAUGAGCUUGACCUCAAGCAGGAGAUGAUCCGUGGCGUUCGCCGUUACCGCCGUCUCAUUCGCGACAUUCGCGAGCACCUCAAGAAGAAGCUUCCUUCUUAUGCUGUGCCUGCCGUCUACUUCCCCCUGCACAAGCUGCCUCUCAACCCGAAUGGCAAGAUCGACAAGCCAGCCCUUCCCUUCCCCGACACUGCUCUCGCCGUCAAGCCGACUUCCAAGGCCUCAUCUGAUCUCACGCCUACACAGAAGACCAUUCACGACAUCUGGCUCAAGCUGCUCCCAUCGCCGCCUCCUUCGAUUGGCAUCGACGAGAACUUCUUCGACCUGGGAGGCCACUCUAUCCUUGCGACGCGCUUGAUCUUCGAGAUCCGAAAGACUUUCGUCGUCAAUGCGCCUCUGGGUCUGGUCUUCGAGAAGCCAACUAUUGGCCUCCAGGCCGCUGCCAUUGACGAGCUCGCCGCGGCUGGUCUUCAGUCAGCUGACGCCUCCGAGCCCGCCAAGGAGAAGGUCGAGGAGGUCGCGUACGCUGCCGACGUCGAGCUUCUGUCCAAGGACCUUCCCGCGACCUUCAAGCCGCUCCCGGCCGACUUCGCCACCAAGAAGCUCACCGUCUUCCUCACUGGCGCCACCGGCUUCCUCGGCGCAUUCAUCCUCCGCGACCUCCUCUCUCGCCGCGCCGCCAAGGUCAUCUGUCUCGUUCGCGCCAAGACUGCCGAGGCAGGCCUUGCCCGACUUCGCGACGGUGCUGAGGGGCGUGGUGCCUGGGACGAGCAGUGGGUCAAGGACGGGCGCGUCGAGGCCGUCGUGGGAGACUUGGGUGAUGAGAAGUUUGGUCUUGACGCAGCCACCUGGGCUCGCGUUGCCGCGGAGGCGGACGCCGUCCUCCAUAACGGUGCCGUCGUCCACUGGGUCUACCCCUACGCCAAGAUGCGCGCCGCCAAUGUUCUUUCGACUAUGACUGCGCUGGACCUUGUUGCCGACACGAAACCCAAGCUCUUCAGCUUCGUCUCGUCCACCGCUGUUCUUGACAAUGAGGCGUUUGUCCGCAAGUCCGACGAGCUGCUGUCGAUGGGCAAGGCUGGCCUUUCUGAGAAGGAUGACCUCGAGGACGCUCGAACUGGCCUCGACACUGGUUACGGUCAGAGCAAGUGGGUUGCCGAGAAGAUAAUCCUGGAGGCGGCCAAGCGUGGUCUUGCCGGUCACAUUCUCCGCCCGUCGUAUGUCCUUGGUGACUCCAAGACCGCCGUUACCAACACCGACGACUUCAUCUGGCGUAUGGUCAAGGGUUGUCUCCAGCUCGGCCUUAUCCCAGACAUCAACAACACACUCAAUAUGUGCCCUGUCGAUCACGUUGCCAUGCUCGCGUCUCUGUCUGCUCAGACGCUCACUCCUGAGAAGUUCAGCGUACUCCACGUUACUGGCCACCCUCGUCUUCGCUUCAAUGACCUCCUUGGCGCUCUGCAGACCUACGGUUACCCCGUUAGCCAGGUCGAGUACAUCCAGUGGCGACACAAGCUGGAGCAGCAUGUCCUCGACACGCAGGACAAUGCUCUCUUCCCGCUCCUCCACUUUGUUCUCGACGACCUCCCGACUUCGACCAAGGCUGUCGAGCUGGACGACACGAACGCGCAGGCAUUGGCUUCGGGUGCGGGCGAACAGCCCACGUCUGGCGUUACCGAGGACCUCGUCGGUCUCUACAUUGCCUGGCUGAUCCGCGCUGGAUUCAUGGAGGCCCCAGAGGCGGGCAAGGGUAAGCCAUUGCCUGUUCUCGAGGGCGGUGUCUCGCGUGCCAUUGGCCGCACCACCGCUGGACAGGUCUAA
Messenger RNA from Vanrija pseudolonga, 4224 nucleotides. RefSeq names its product L-2-aminoadipate reductase. Gene Ontology annotation, molecular function: phosphopantetheine binding; L-aminoadipate-semialdehyde dehydrogenase [NAD(P)+] activity. The coding region runs from base 1 to 4224 and encodes 1407 amino acids. The record is from RefSeq and is a predicted model, not a curated record. Gene Ontology annotation, biological process: L-lysine biosynthetic process. The transcript is spliced from 2 exons. NCBI's taxonomy places the organism in Eukaryota, Fungi, Basidiomycota, Tremellomycetes, Trichosporonales, Trichosporonaceae.